CUGCUUUCUUAAGAGUUCCACCUGUGCCAAGGGUCUAAUUUUUCUUAGCUUGUUAAAAAAAAAAAAGUCUAACGCUCUGCAAAUUUCCGUUGUAUUCAUCCUUCCUCCCUAUGACGGUUCUCGCCGGAGAUUGUAAGGUGAUCGCCGGCGCUAGGGAAUAACCUUUAGAUAUUUCUGGACUCAAAGCCUCAAACUUAUGCUCACAAAAGGAAGACAUGUUUGGCGGUAGAAGUAGUUGGAUCCGUCAUUCAACACGUUUCUUUAAUGUUCUGCAUAAAACACCAAGAUUUUGCAAUUCCACCACUCAGAACAAUAACAACUCUCAGCAUACAAGAAGAUUUAGCAGCAAUGACAAUAUGAAUGGCAGGGCUACUAAUUUAAGAGAUAUGGAGGGUUACCGUGACUUGGACAACCUUAAUUUCAUGAAGGCUGCUAAGAUCCUUUUCUCUGCCCCUGCUAAGAAGAAGACAUUUGGGCUUGAUUUCCAUCUGGUGCAGCUCCUUUUUGCCCUCAUGCCAUCGUUGGCCGUUUAUCUCGUGGCUCAAUAUGCCCGCUAUGAUAUAAAAAAAAUGGAGGCGGAGCUGGAGCUGAAAAAGAAAGCAGAUGAAAAGCAGAAGGCAAAAGAGAUGGAAGCAGCUGCUGUGUUGGAAAAAGAAGCAGAGUCUGCAAAUCCAGAACUGUUGAUGGUCAAAGAGAGGCUAGAAGCACUCGAGGAGACUUUGAAGGAUAUUGUGGUAGAAACAAAGAAGCGACCAAUUGAGGAAAAGAGAAAAAAUGCAGAUCAACAUCAACAUCAACAUCAAGAGAGAGCAGAUCCUAAUAGAAAAUCAGGUGAUAACCAUAUUCAUAUCCCUGUGAAAAACCAACCAACCCAGGAGGCAACAUCAGGAUAGCCACAGAAGCAAAGGGAUAGUGAAAAGAGAGGGUCUCGAGAAGAUGGAAUAAAAUGAGUUAUAUAUUGAAAAAAGAUUGUUUCUUGCUGUAAGUUUUCUAUUCUUGAACACCCUCCCUUUUUAUCGUGCUGAAGUUAUGUAGAGGCCUUGAAGGCACAAAAUAUGGACCUACUUGUCUGAGAGUGGAUAACGAUUCACCAAAAGGACUCGAGUUCAAAGGAGGAACAAAGUCCUGCCACCACCAUGCACCCCCAACUUAACAUCCAUGCGAAGCACUAGCCCUACCACAACUUCUGCAAAGACCUGACUGUUGCUCUUAAAAGACUAGGAGACUGAAAUAUCAUUGAAGGUUUCUAAAACCUCGGUUGCUCUUGACAUGUUCAUCAAUGGAAACAGUCUUCUCUGCUAGUCGAUACAAAUGCUUUGUACAUCUGGACACCUCAUUUCAUCCAAUUAUUGUUAAUCCGAGUAUCAUGAAUCUAGCAGGCAGCAUUAUUUCGAUAAUGGAAUGUAUUAUUUAGAUCAGUAAAUUCUGUAAGCCGGAGCUAGCUUCUUGUGAUAAUAUGAAAUCGUUCUUGAGUCCGUUUUGAAAA
Molecule: messenger RNA, 1486 nt
Organism: Spinacia oleracea (spinach)
Lineage: Eukaryota; Viridiplantae; Streptophyta; Magnoliopsida; Caryophyllales; Amaranthaceae
Exons: 5
Coding region: 216-893 (225 amino acids)
Source: RefSeq, a predicted model, not a curated record